AUGAGUUACCAGAAGGUGCAUCAAGAACCUUACCCUCCACCAGGGUACGGAACUUAUCCGCCACCUGGGUACCCGUCGGCACCACCACAACCGCCACACGAGGGGUACCCAUAUCCACCACCGGGAUAUUAUCCACCACCUCAAAGGCCUGGAGACACUUAUCAAGGAUAUUUCAAUCAAGGGUACCCGCCACCCCCCCAAUACCAGGGCCCCCACUGUGAGCAUCACCAUUACGAUGGCCAUACUGGUUGUACAUCUUUUUUACGAGGCUGUUUGGCCGCACUUUGCUGCUGCUGCAUAUUGGAAGAAUGCUGCUUCUGA
Fraxinus pennsylvanica is the source of this 321-nucleotide messenger RNA. NCBI's taxonomy places the organism in Eukaryota, Viridiplantae, Streptophyta, Magnoliopsida, Lamiales, Oleaceae. The record is from the annotation of a GenBank genome assembly.